This is a messenger RNA of Symbiodinium pilosum, 354 nucleotides long. NCBI's taxonomy places the organism in Eukaryota, Dinophyceae, Suessiales, Symbiodiniaceae. The record is from the annotation of a GenBank genome assembly.
AUGUCGUACAUACCCGCUGGACGACCUGAGGGAGGGCUUCGUGAUAUCUGGGUCUCUGGCAAGGUCGGCGAUUCGCGUGCAAGAUGCUUGGCAACAUCACUGCAUCAGAAAGGGCACGAGGUGACCCUGAUUGGUGUCAAGAAGGCCAGCGAGGCUCCGAUCGCUUCCUGGGGAGAGGUCGUCACAGAACAGCCGAGAAAGAGCAUCCGCCAGCAGGCCAGUUCUUAUUUCCACAGGAAGACAGUGCUCUGGACCAUAGCCUUUCGCAUCCGUGUGCCAAACUCCGUGUGUCACGUUGAGGUUCUGCAUUUUCUGACUAAAGCAAGGCAAUCAAGAAACCUUGACUGUCGCUGA